Trichoplax adhaerens is the source of this 966-nucleotide messenger RNA. RefSeq lists its product as uncharacterized. The transcript is spliced from 2 exons. Gene Ontology annotation, molecular function: G protein-coupled receptor activity. Gene Ontology annotation, cellular component: membrane. Lineage: Eukaryota; Metazoa; Placozoa; Uniplacotomia; Trichoplacea; Trichoplacidae. Gene Ontology annotation, biological process: G protein-coupled receptor signaling pathway. The record is from RefSeq and is a predicted model, not a curated record. Bases 1 to 966 code for a protein of 321 amino acids.
AUGGCUGAUACCUACAUUAACAAUUUCACGAAUAAAUCACUAGAGCUAUGCAAUGGGAGCCUAGUUGUCUCAGAUUGUCUAUGGCGUAUCAUUUUAAGCUGUUUCAUGACCCUAUUUAUGUUGAUGAGCUGCAUUGGUAAUGGCGCCGUCUUACUCGUUUUACGCUACCAUCAUGAUGAUAUCAAGUCGGCAUCUAACUAUUUUAUCACUAAUUUAGCCUUAACUGAUUUUUUACUGGGCGUACUAUGCAUGCCCUGUAUUUUGAUUUCCUGCUUAAAUGGGCAAUGGGUUUUUGGUCAGACCUUAUGCAGUUUAACAGGGUUUGCUAACUCAUUUUUUUGUAUUAAUUCCAUGAUUACUUUAGCCGCUGUUAGUGUGGAAAAAUACUGUGCUAUUGCUUCACCAUUGACAUAUCAUCAUUAUAUGAGCAAAAGUAAAGUCACAUGUGUAAUUUCAAUUAUAUGGAUCCAUUCAGCUAUUAAUGCUAGUCUACCCUUUUUGGGCUGGGGAGAAUAUGUCUACCUUCCUUUCGAAACAAUUUGCACAGUUGCUUGGUGGAGCUUUCCAAAUUAUGUUGGUUUUAUAGUUGGUAUUAAUUUUGGACUACCUACCGUGAUCAUGAGUUGUACUUAUUUCCUCAUACUAAAAAUUGCUCGUAAACAUUCAAGGCGGAUAGGUGUAUCUACCCGAAGAAUACAUUAUAAAACACAUAUUAAAGCAACAUUGAUGUUAUUAAUUGUCAUCGGUAGUUUUAUAGUCUGCUGGCUACCGCAUCUUAUUAGUAUGAUAUAUUUAACCAUUUAUGAAAUAAGCCCGUUACCCUGUAGUUUUCAUCAAAUUACAACAUGGCUAGCAAUGGCUAACUCGGCUUUUAACCCAAUCAUAUAUGGAGCUAUGGAUACAUCUAUAAGAAAAGGUCUUAAAACCUUACUCGGAUCCUGGGUAAAAUAUUGUAAAUUAUACUAA